CCGGGGGCGGGCAGGGGCUCGGGGCCCGGGGCUGGCAGCCGGCCGGCGCCCCCUUCUUCGUAUGCGCCUAACGGCGGCGGGCGGCGCGGAGCGGCGUGCCCUACAGCCGCGAACCCGGGCGGCGGCGGCGGCGGCACCUGCCGGCCGAGGUCCUGAAACUGGGAGAGGAAUCCAUUUCUGCUGAAUGGAAGGGUCCAGACACAGAUACAGUCAGGACAGGUUGUGGUUUUGCUUGUGCAAUCCUGAAGGCUUGCCAGCUCGGAAGGGCGUCCAGCAUUUCUGGAGGCAGAGCAGGGAAUCACCUGAAUUCCAGCCGGUGCUUGGAUCAGGAGAGAGGCUGGGAACUGCGAGCGCAUGGUGAUCGAUGCUCGAUGCCAAGUGAAUACAGCUGUGUGAAACCCAGAAGCGACUGCUCCAGGCCUCCUCUGCAAUGGUGCCCUCGAGCCCAGAGCAAGAUGAGAAGACCCAGCUUGUUGUUAAAAGACAUCCUCAAAUGCACACUGCUCGUGUUUGGCGUGUGGAUCCUUUACAUCCUCAAGUUAAAUUACACCACCGAAGAAUGUGACACGAGAAAGAUGCAUUAUGUGGACCCUGACCGCGUGAAGAGAGCUCAGGCAUAUGCUCAGCAAGUCUUGCAAAAGGAGUGUCGCCCCAAGUUUGCGAAGACGUCCAUGGCACUCUUAUUUGAGCACAGGUACAGCAUGGACCUGCCACCUUUUGUGCAAAAAGCCCCCACAGCGAGUGAAGCUGAGUACAAGUACGAUCCUCCUUUUGGAUUCCGGAAGUUCUCCAGUAAAGUCCAGAGCCUUCUGGAAAUGCUGCCUGAGCACAACUUUCCGGAACACUUGAAAGCCAAGAGUUGUAGGCGGUGUGUGGUAAUCGGAAGUGGCGGAAUACUGCACGGGCUCGAGCUGGGCCAUGCUCUGAACCAGUUUGAUGUUGUGAUAAGGUUAAACAGUGCACCCGUUGAGGGAUAUUCAGAGCAUGUUGGAAACAAAACUACUAUCAGGAUGACGUACCCAGAGGGCGCUCCACUGUCUGACCUCGAAUAUUAUUCCAAUGACUUGUUUGUUGCCGUUUUAUUUAAGAGUGUUGACCUCAACUGGCUUCAAGCAAUGGUAAAAAAUGAAACCCUGCCGUUCUGGAUGCGAAUCUUCUUUUGGAAGCAAGUGGCAGAAAGAAUCCCACUGCAGCCAAAACAUUUCAGGAUUUUGAAUCCAGUCAUUAUCAAAGAGACUGCCUUUGACAUCCUUCAGUACUCAGAGCCUCGGUCAAGGUUCUGGGGCCGAGACAAGAACGUCCCCACGAUCGGCGUGAUCGCCGUUGUCCUGGCCACACACCUGUGCGACGAAGUCAGCCUGGCGGGUUUCGGCUAUGACCUCAGUCAGCCGCGGACGCCUCUGCACUACUUUGACAAUCAGUGCAUGGCUGCCAUGAACUGGCAGACCAUGCACAACGUGAGCACGGAGACCGAGUUCCUCCUCAGGCUGAUCAGAGAGGGCGUGGUGAAGGACCUCAGCGGGGGCAUCCACUGUGAAUUCUGAACACCCACCACCUCACUUGGAGACGCAGCUCGGACCCAGCCUGCCUUUGAACAGCCUUCUGGGUGCAUUGCAUCGUGCAGACGCUUUGAAGUGCAGCUGGUGUUUUUAACUUUGAAUUAAGGCAAAGAAAGAAAAAAACCAUCUAGCUCUUCCCAUUUUUUUUUCUAUUUAUUUGAAGUCAGUGUUUGUUUUUGCACAAUGUUUUGUAAAUUAAUUUUAGGAAUGGAACUGAAAGACUCUUGAAACAGGGCUGUAUGUGAUGAUGUUUUAUUGUAUUUUAGGAGAGUAAUUGAAUUUGUGAAAACUCUGUCCACGUACAGCGCACAUCUGCUCUUGCGUGAUUGCGUGGAAGGAGGCGGGAGGCCCGCCUUCGGUGACAGCACUGAAUGCCUGGUUCUGCUUCCCCGCCACUGUUCUCUCUGUUGGGGUGAUGUGCUCAGUAGCUAGACCCCUAGCAGCUGUGUGGGGCCUGGGCCGGCUGGACAAGUUCAUGGCCCCUGUCCACGGCUCUGCCCUCUGCCAGCCAACUCCAGCAACCAGCGGGGGAAGCUGUCUCCGAGGUCGCUGGUCAGGAAGGGACACAAAAGACAGUCUGUGUCCUCUGAGUACUGUGAAGCCACCAUCUUCCCAGCAAUUAGGACAACUCUGGAAUUUCUUGAGAGUUUUUCUACUGCUCUUCUAAAGCACUUGAGUGUUAGCUAAGAUGUUCCAGCGUCUAUCUGGUUAUAAAAAUUAAGACAAAACUUUGAUUAUCCAGAAUCAUGGCGGGAAGUAACCUUUUCCAGAGGGGAAUAAAAAAGUUACAUUUUCUGAAACACUGAAAUGAAAUUCUCCCAGUGUUAUAAAUCGCCUAUUUAAAAAAAUUUUUUUUAAGUGAGUUUUUUUUUUUUAAUGUCUGCCUGGCAAUAUGUACCAGGCAGUGUGUCAGUCAAAAAACUAAAUAAAUAAACGAGAAAGGAAUGAAAGGAAAAGAAAUAAAAGCUUUGGAGGACCCUAA
Molecule: messenger RNA, 2541 nt
Organism: Oryctolagus cuniculus (rabbit)
Lineage: Eukaryota; Metazoa; Chordata; Mammalia; Lagomorpha; Leporidae
Gene: ST3GAL5
Product: ST3 beta-galactoside alpha-2,3-sialyltransferase 5
Molecular function (GO): lactosylceramide alpha-2,3-sialyltransferase activity
Source: RefSeq, a predicted model, not a curated record